Messenger RNA from Bacidia gigantensis, 1572 nucleotides. RefSeq lists its product as uncharacterized. The record is from RefSeq and is a predicted model, not a curated record. Bases 1 to 1572 code for a protein of 523 amino acids. The transcript is spliced from 4 exons. NCBI's taxonomy places the organism in Eukaryota, Fungi, Ascomycota, Lecanoromycetes, Lecanorales, Ramalinaceae.
AUGAAUGAAUCAACCUUCGAUCCUCUCCUCCUUCGCAAAAUUACGCAGUGGCAUCAAGAGGUGGUGAUCUACACGGACAAUCAAGAUUCAAGUCCCGUCCGCGCUGCUAACGUCUACGCCCACAACGAAACGCCACCUCGCCGCUCAGCUAGAGUCAAUGCACUCCGGGAGAUUUCUCAAAAUAAAGCAGGCAGGAAGAGGAAAAACUCAAUGGAUGCACAUCGAGAUCACGCUGUAGACGGUGAGGAAGAGUCAUCACAUCCUGCAAAACGGGGCCCAGGCCGUCCACGGGGCAGCACCUCGCAAAAACGAACUGCGCACGGUAGAGCCCAGUCAACGAAAGUGCCAGGUCAGGCAACCGUCAUUUUUCCCAAUGACUCAGCCUCGGACCUCCGACCUCCUUCGCCAGUCAAGAAAGAACGAGGCAUCAAGACGAUCGACCAAGAAGUCAGCGAUGCAGCUAUUACUAUGGAGUAUCUCAAAUGCUGCAAUCCCUCCGUCAUGGUUUUCGACAUGCAAGAGGCGAUCUCGGCCGGUACCCAAUUUCCAGAAUCUAUCUCUAGACUUUACAGGAAGCUCUACUCCGUUCCAAAGGGUCUUAUCCCUCGAGGUCUCAAAGACGAAUACGUUGCAGAAGCGAACACUCGCAACAAAUCCCGAAGUCCUCUCGAGAACAGCGACUUUCUCCCUGCCGACAAGAUGAAGUAUCCACUGGCAAGAUUAGCUGAGUUGAAAGCGAAGGUUGAGAUCGUACGAGUCAAAGCAAGGCGCAAUGAACUUCGAAGAGCUAUUGAACGGCAAUGGGGUGCCAUAGCCCAUGAGCUAUUUUGUGAAGCAGAGCGCUUUGUCGAAGGGGUUGAAGUUCUGAAUAUUGAGAAUUGUUCCAUAGAGCCUGUAGAGAUGCGACCUAUCCGCCCUAAUGGACAGAUCUUUACUGAUUACGAUGUGGAGGGCCAGAGUCUUGUCACCAAGAGUUCCGUCGAUACAAAUGGAGAGCUCAAGAGUAUGGGCAAAAUGAUCGACUGGAUGCUUGGGCUCGUACUCAAGUCUGACGAGCAUGCCCUCCUCCAAAGAGCAUACAGAAACCUUAGAGAUCACAAAGCGCGGGCCAUAAGUCAAUCACUUUCUUACAUAAAAGAUUGUCCUGCGAUCUGCGAUAUUGAGAUCAAAAAAGAACAAGACCCGCGUGACCCCCUAGUCCAAUCGGCAAUCUGGGCCUCCGCAGCCCUCAAAAAGAAGAAGUCUUUCGAAUGGGAUACCACGCUUCCAAUGCCCGCGAUCCUAAUCGAUGGGCACGAAUGGCGAUGGUGUCUCUUCUUUGCUGGUCCACCCAAGGAGGACAUUCUGUACUAUGCUGGCCCGUUCGUCUUUGGACACACUCGAGAUAGGGACGGCAUCUGGGCUAUUUUGUAUCGACUUCAAGUUUUGGUCGAAUGGGGUGUCACUGAUUACCGCACCUGGUUCGACAAGACCAUCUUGGGAUGGGCACGGGAAACCAGCAAGCAAGGCCAAGCAGGAGGAGCUGAGCAGGGGUCUUGGGAAAAGAGUGUGCCAGGCAUUGGUGGUAAGUAG